Molecule: messenger RNA, 1293 nt
Organism: Lichtheimia ornata
Lineage: Eukaryota; Fungi; Mucoromycota; Mucoromycetes; Mucorales; Lichtheimiaceae
Exons: 13
Coding region: 1-1293 (430 amino acids)
Biological process (GO): fructose 2,6-bisphosphate metabolic process; fructose metabolic process
Cellular component (GO): cytosol
Molecular function (GO): fructose-2,6-bisphosphate 2-phosphatase activity; 6-phosphofructo-2-kinase activity; ATP binding
Source: RefSeq, a predicted model, not a curated record
AUGGCCGCUCAACUCUACAAAACUGACAGCGGUCGACUCUUUCAUGCAGGUGCCAUUGCCAUUGUGACCGUAGGGCUUCCUGCACGAGGCAAAACACAUGUAUCAAGAUCAUUAUGUCGCUAUUUGCGAUGGCUUGGGGUAGCCACUCAAGUAUUCAGUGUGGGCAACUAUCGGCGUGAACGGCUUGGUUCCGUGGUGUCCAAGGCCAUGUUUGAUCCUGACAACGAAGAAGCUGUCGCAAAGCGUGUUGCUAUUGCCAACGAAUGUCUUGAGGAUAUGAUAUCGUGGUUACAAACGGGUGGUGGGCAAGUCGGCAUUUACGAUGGCAACAACGUAACGGUCGCCAGGCGUGAGGAAAUUUCGAAACGGCUGUUGGCACAAGGAAUUCAUCCUUUGUUCAUUGAAUCAUUGUGCGACAAACCAGAGAUUGUAUUCGCCAACAUCAAGAGCGUCAAAGUAUCAUCACCAGAUUAUUAUGGAUGGGAACCAGAGGCAGCCGUGGAGGAUUAUGAGAAUCGAAUCAAGGAACAUGAAGCGUAUUAUGAGACGAUCAAUGAUGUUUCAAUGCCAUUUGUCAAGCUGAUCAAUGUGGGCGAGCAUUUGGUGGUCAAUCGUGUCCAAGGCUAUUUGCAGUCGCGUAUCGUUUAUUACUUGAUGAAUCUACACAAUCGACCACGACUCAUCUUUUUCGCUCGCUCUGGAAUGUCUUUCAACGAUCGAUCUUACAAAGUGGAUGCCGAAUUGUCACCAGAAGGAUGGGAAUAUGCAGAAAAGCUCAAAAGGUUCAUCAUUGAUUACCGAAGCCACAAGGAAUCACCUGAAAGCAAAAGCGCGGAUGAGGAGCGAUCAUUGAGUGUCUGGACAAGUACACAAAAGAAAAGCAGGCAAACAGCAAGCGUGUUCUCGGAGGAAAAUGUUGCCGUGCGUCAAUAUUCCAUGCUCAAUCAACUUAAUCCAGGCGAGGUGGAUGGGCUAACACCCGAGGAAAUCAAGCAACGUUAUCCCGAAGAAAUGAUGCGGGCCAAAGAGGAUCCUUACCGACAUCGAUUUUCCAGAGCGGAGUCAUACCACGAUUUGGCUGUGCGUCUUGAAGCUAUCAUUAUGGAACUUGAACGCGAGAAAAAUGAUGUUUUGAUCAUUGCCCAUGAGACGGUGCUUCGAUGCCUCUAUGCCUAUCUGUUUGAUCGCCCUGAAAGUCAAAUACCACAAAUAAGCAUCCGCCGUGGAACAGUGAUAGUUGUUACGCCGUCAGCAUACGGGUGCAAGGAGGCCCGACUCGACAUCCAAGGCUGA